This is a messenger RNA of Lolium rigidum, 2083 nucleotides long. Its product is annotated as E3 ubiquitin-protein ligase RNF14-like. Gene Ontology annotation, cellular component: ubiquitin ligase complex; cytoplasm. Gene Ontology annotation, molecular function: ubiquitin conjugating enzyme binding; ubiquitin protein ligase activity; zinc ion binding. Bases 1 to 1824 code for a protein of 607 amino acids. Gene Ontology annotation, biological process: ubiquitin-dependent protein catabolic process; protein polyubiquitination; positive regulation of proteasomal ubiquitin-dependent protein catabolic process. The transcript is spliced from 7 exons. Lineage: Eukaryota; Viridiplantae; Streptophyta; Magnoliopsida; Poales; Poaceae. The record is from RefSeq and is a predicted model, not a curated record.
AUGCCGCGGAAGUCGUGGAAGCCGAGGGGCGGCCCCGGACGCGUCGCGCCCGCGCUGGAGCUCCAGUCGAAGGCCCUGGACCCUAACCCCAUCCCCGCCGAGGUCCCCGAGUGCUCCCGCGCCGCCGAGGUCCCGGACGACGGUGCCUCCGUGGUAGUGGAGGUGGGCCGCCUCCGCCUCGACUCCCCCGUCGCCGCUGCUGAGGAUGUUCUGGCGGAGGAUGGAAUUGUGGGGGAGCUGGUGGGGUUUGGCGGGGUGGAGACGGAGUUGAGUGAGCAGGAGCUGCGGGCUAACCAUCAGAUGCAGGAGGACGAGAUAUUUGCCUUGGAAGCAAUUUUUGGAGACAGUCUAGUCAUUUUGAACAAAACAGAAGGUCGACGGUCUUUCCAAAUUCAUGUGCAUAUUGAAAUCCCAGAUGGUAUAGAUGUGUCGGCAAGGCUCAACUAUGGUACUGGAACAUUAAAUUAUGGGGGAAUAUCUGAUGCUGAUGCCUCUGAUAAUCUUAUUUACAAGUUUAGAGUUGAGCAUUUGCCUCCAAUCCUGCUAACAUGCUACCUGCCUCCAUCAUACCCGAGUCAUCAAGCUCCCCUUUUCACUAUAUCCACCGAAUGGCUGGACAAAGUGAAGAUUUCGUCAUUAUGUCAAAUGCUGGAUAUGAUUUGGGAAGGGCAACAGGGCAUGGAAGUAAUAUACCAGUGGGUUCAAUGGCUCCAAAACUUUUCCCUUUCUCACCUAGGGUUCAGUGAUGAGAUAAUUUUAAGCAAGGGUGAUCUAACCUGUGAUGAAGAUGGUGAGGAUAAGCGUGCUUGUCUAGAUGAUUCUGCACCGGAUGUUAUAAUUCCAAGGAUUAUGAGAUACAAUGAUGAUAAGCGUCAUGAAGCCUUCUUACAAGAUAUCCAUGACUGUAUGAUUUGUUUCAGCGAGUGUGCUGGCAUCGAUUUCAUCAUACUUCCAUGCCAUCAUUUCUUUUGCCGGAAAUGCAUGCGAACAUAUUGCAAAAUUCAUGUGAAGGAAGGAUCGGUAUUGAAGUUGAAGUGUCCUGAUACAAAAUGUGAAGGUGUUGUUUCUCCUAAUGUAUUGAAAACGCUUCUGGCGGAGGAUGAGUUUGAACGUUGGGAAAAAUUGCUUCUUCAGAGAACUCUUGACGCCAUGAACGAUUUAGUUUAUUGUCCAAGGUGCGAAGCUGCUUGCUUGGAGGAUGAAAGUAAUGAUGCAGUGUGUCCAAGCUGUCUAUUCAGCUUCUGCACACUUUGUAAAUCUCACCGUCAUGUGGGAAAACAAUGUAUGACUGCAGAGGAAAGAAUUCGCGUCUUGGAGGAACGGCUAAAAUCUAGGCAACUAGACAGCGAUCAGAAUCAGUUAGAAGAAGUACGCAACCUCCAGGCAAUUAUGAGGGAUGCAAAACAGUGCCCACGAUGCAAGAUCGCUAUAUCUAAGAUAUCAGGAUGCAAUAAGAUGACCUGUUCGAACUGCGGGCAUUACUUCUGCUACCAAUGUAACUUUGCAAUUGUUGGAUAUGAUCAUUUCAGACCGGGUGCAUGUGAUCUUUUUUCUCGGGAGGAAAUGAAUAGAUGGGAAGAACAAAUGAAUCCAGAGAGAAGGGCGGGUGCUCCAGCUCCAGCUCCUGCCCCAUUGGCUGAAGGACGAUAUCGUCACCCUUGUCCUACAUGUGGCAAACCAUGUCCAAAGAUUGGAAAUAAUAACCACAUCUCGUGUACGUCAUGCCAUACACAGUUCUGUGCAUUGUGUCGGAAGACUGUCCAGAGAACUUCACAACAUUUUGGUCCCAGGGGUUGCAAACAACAUACUGCAGAUCCCGACUGACACUGCCAUAUGAUACAUGCCAGAGGCUGGUAUAACCCCUUUUUCGGGGGGAAAAACUGGCAUGUAUGCCAGUAUGGGCAGAACCUCUUCUAAUGAUCUGCAUAUAUUCAGGAUACGGCCUUGGCAUUUCCUGCAUUCUGCAGGGAGCUUGAUUUUCAAGUCCCCAGCUUCUUGUAUCGUACUAGUGAAGAUCAACCGAGAAGUACUAUCUGUACCGAGAGGAAUUAUAUCAAGAAUGUCAAUUUCUUGUUACUUGUCA